Messenger RNA from Didymodactylos carnosus, 699 nucleotides. Lineage: Eukaryota; Metazoa; Rotifera; Eurotatoria; Philodinida; Philodinidae. The record is from the annotation of a GenBank genome assembly.
AUGCUCGGGAUUUCCGAGUUCUCGUCGCAUCCUGGGUAUCAGUUUUAUAUUGAUGAUAAUAAAACAAGACAAAUUGAACUUGAUUUAGCUUUAGAAAAAAACAUAUUAAACAAUGAAAUCGAUUGUAUUCAUCUUUUAUUGGAGAAAAAAGAGCACAUUCCAUGUCAUUUAUCAAACAAAUAUGAUAAAUGCAUCUACGUUUGGUUAUUAGGAAAACGUCUUAAGUUUAACGUUGCUCUUGAAUUUUCUCAAAAUCGUCUUCGAGGUCUUUUGGUUGCUGUCAUAAAUUCCGAUAUUUAUUUUGAUAAAACAAUUCGAUUACUGAAAAUAAUAUCUGAAAUGAAAAACAAAUUGAUUGCAUUGAGUGUUAUCGAAGCAAAUAACGAUGGUAGAACACGAGAUAUAAGAUGUAGUCAACAGUAUGUAGGAAGUCAUGAUACGUACAUUUUUAAGCCGCCAAUAAAAAAUUUUCAAGAAGUAUAUAAUGAAACAAAUAUUUAUGUCGGCGGGUUAACGGGCGGAGAGAAUCGUAUUAUGUUUGAGUUAGAGAAUAAAUCAGGAAUUAUUUCGUACAAUCCAUGCAAACUAAUAAAAGCUUAUCAUUUACACGAAAGUAAUGUAAGACAUGGUAAUAGAACUAAUAGAGUCGAUUCAAAUAAAAGAGCUGCAUACGCACUACCAACAGAUAAAUUACCAUGA